Molecule: messenger RNA, 2424 nt
Organism: Cylindrotheca closterium
Lineage: Eukaryota; Bacillariophyta; Bacillariophyceae; Bacillariales; Bacillariaceae
Source: the annotation of a GenBank genome assembly
AUGAUCAUGAAUCAUAAGCGCAUAAUACGAGGAUCAUCACAUUCAUUGGCGCUGCCACUUCUGUUGGCAUUAUUGUCAUCCCAUUGGAUGCAAACUGCCAACGCCAUGGAAUCGUUUCAAACAUUUGAAUCCAUGCUAUAUGCCAAGGCAUUUCACAUCACAAUCUGUCUGCAGGAUGCCUCAUCGUCUACAUCUCAGCAGCUUCCUGAUUGGUUGGUGGAGAAACCUACCAUCAUCAAGAGCGAAAGCAACGACAAAGACAAGCCAGAAGAAGAAUAUUACGUCGCCAUGUUUACUGAAAUCAUCUUCAGUGCGGGAGACACCGAACUAUCGGAGCUAUGCCAAGCCUAUCUUGUUGAAAAUGAAGAAGAAGGUACUGGGAAUAUUGCCAAGUUCCUUCCUCAGGCCAAACGGAUUCAGUCGAGUCGCUGUGUGGGACUUCCUCUGGCUGGCUACGAUGAUGCGACCCAUACCAUAUCAAGAGAACUAAACUCAGAGGGUCGGGCUGUCUAUCGAUCCGAGUUGAAUGGCCGCUUCCUAUACGCCGAGAAGCCAAUGAAGGGACUUCCUAUUGAUUUGGCCUCGACAGCCACCAUUGAAUCCUUUGACACCUUUCACACUCACCAUUCUUUAUUUCGAAACGAGACGAAAGCUGAGGAUGCACCAGUCAGUGCUGCAAAUGCCGACAAUUCUACAAAUAGUACCAAUGGCGACAGAGCAACAGGAGCCACGAAUUGGACGUUGAAUGAAGGACAUCCAUACUAUGGCUACUUGAUGCGUAUCGAUUUUCCUCAUCCUACUGAUAUCAAUGUCUAUCCAGUCCAAGUCAGUCUUGGAGACAUCUUCCAAGAGAAAGUCAACCCCCAUUUGGAUGCUAGCAAGCUCGACUUUUGUUUCUCAAUUGAGACUUCCUUUGAAACUCCAAAGGGAGGCCUCUUGAGCGCCAUCUAUAAUGAAGACAUGACUCCCCAAGAGUUGUACUCAUCUUUGACCGAGGAUGAUAUAUUGAAAAGUUUGAAUUUGGACGAAUCUGGUUUUCACAAGAUCAACCUAGAGGAAGAAGUCUACGACAUCAUGAAAAAGUAUGUCAACCCAUUUGGAGCUGCUGGAUUCGAGUUGCCCUUCAUGUCCAGGUUUCGAUACGCAACAGCAAUUCUGGAUAUCCUCUACAUUUUCUUUGCAAUGGCCCAGAGGAAAAUGAGCGGGCAGUACCCAUCCAAAAGAUUCGAUAGCUUUCGAAUGGUCAUGAUAACUCAUGUUAUCACUGGAAUGUUGGUGAUCUACAUUGGCACGUUUUUUCAUAUUGAAAAUGAAAUCAAGGCUGUUUCGGUAGGAGAAGACCGAGCGAUGUAUCGACAGAUUCUAUACUACAUAAUGGGAGCAGCAGGCAUUGGACACACUCUCACCGUCACAAUGGCACUAUCUAAAGUCAUGGGCGAAAGGAGAAUUACUAUUCCACUCUAUUCCAUUGCCGCUUUGAUCAACAUCACAAACGGCAUCAAGUUGGUAUUGGAUCCCAAUCUCCAAAAAUGCUUUCUUCUUUGGGGAUCGAUGAAUGUUUUCGUCUACGUGAGAGCGGUGUGCACCAUCCUCUGCUUCGCGUAUGUUGAUUGGGAGUUGGUAUACACAUUUGGAAUCACCAUGGCAGCCUUUAUUGCUAUUCCUCUCUCGAAUCAGGACCCACUCUGGUUCAUUUCACUAGCUGGCAUUUUCGUGUACGCUCCCUUUCAUGACACCAUUUGCGAGAAGAUCGGAUGGGCUGUGGAAGACCAUAUGAACGGAAAUAAGCCCACCAGGAAGAAUGUGACUUCGACAGCUCGGAAGCUUCGAACAAAGUACAUCGAUGAGGAUUUUGAAAAGAAAAUUCAAAGUGCCAAACGUCAGAGUGUCUUUGGAAAAGCUAUGAGCAAUAUGACGCGUUUCAAAUCGUUUCGCUUUUCCAAAAAGGCGACUAGAAUGUCAACCAUGGCCGAGACACCCGAGACCCCCGAGAAACUAUCAGCGCAUUUGGAAAAGAAUGGAGAUGCUUCGAUGACGGAAGGGACCGACCACUAUGAUCAUAUAGAACGACUUUCGGUGCCGAGAAGAACACCAGCCAAUGACGAUUUCUACCCAGCGCAGAUGAUUGAUUCUCCAGAGAAAGUGGAAGGGGAGCUUGAAUUUAGUCUCGACAAUUGUCAACCAAACACAGUGACAUUUGCUGGUGGAGCUAGAUUGAUGACUGUGGCAUCAGGAGACGCGGAAGAGGAGUUGGAUGACGACGACGAUGAUGAUGAUGACGAUAGAAACUCAGGAGAAGAUGAUGGAGAAGUUCCUGGAGGCAUGGAAGAGGAGCCCGGCCGGCUAGGAGCUAUUGUUGUUGAGCAACAGCCGAAACGAAGGGUAUACCGGCAAAGCAUUCGGAAAACAAUAACAAUGUUCUAA